Triticum aestivum (bread wheat) is the source of this 3655-nucleotide messenger RNA. RefSeq lists its product as uncharacterized. The record is from RefSeq and is a predicted model, not a curated record. NCBI's taxonomy places the organism in Eukaryota, Viridiplantae, Streptophyta, Magnoliopsida, Poales, Poaceae. The transcript has 7 exons. The coding region runs from base 2582 to 3466 and encodes 294 amino acids.
AUGCAUUGCUUAGCCCGUGAUGUAACCCAGGGCUCUGCCCCAGCAGCCGCCUCCCUCGCCCCUGUAACCUCUCUCUGCUCUGACCUAGAACAGAUCUGGCUCACCUCUCAUCCCCACCCUAACCUCCACGGUCCUUCUUCUGCCAGUCGCCAUGGCGUCUCGCUGCCAGGCCGGUGCUUCCUUCCCGCCCCGGGGAGCCCCGAGAGCUGCUCCGUCUGUUCUCCAGGCGCACCUUCCUGGCCGUGGACGCACGCUUCCAUUGAAUUAACCAUGUCGCUCGCCGGUCGGCGGGCCAAGAGAUUUACCUGGUAGCUCGCUCUCGUCUCCAUGGUGGCCGGCAAGCGCUCACGGCGGUCCCUCUCGUCGUCGGUCGAGGGCGCCUCUGGUCGACGGCCAGAAGUGCAUGGCUGGCAUGGUUUUUGUCAUCCAGCACCGUCUAGGUCCUUGAGUAUACAUAGGAUUCCAUAGCUAUGCAGAUUUGACACACCCGUCCAUCCAUCCAUGAUGCUCUGCACAACAGGUUAAUUAGCUGUAUACCCAUCCAGCGGUAAUUUCUCCUCUAAUUAAUCAGAUCAGACGCAACCCUUUUUCCCUUUUAACCAGUCCUUCAUUCUUUUUCAGCAUCCUCUCUUUGUAAUUAACGGUUGAUAUAUGUUGGGAUCCUUGUCCACGGAUGAUUUACUUUGUUAAUUUCUAAAGUAGGUUUUAUAUAUAUCCUUGUAUAGAAGAAGAAUCGAUUGUUGGAACUAGAUCGAAAAUAUGUAUAGUGUUUAGUUUUGAUUUUCUCUUUUGAGAAAAUGUAGACCAAGUUUAUCAGUGUAUCACUCGUACAUACUCCCUCCAUUUGACAAAGUUAGUACAAAGUUGGGUCAUCUAUUUUGGAACGGAGGAAGUACUACCUAGUAUAAGGGUUAGCUAUGAUUUUCUCUUUUUGAUUUUUUUUGUGUAGAUAGAGAUACUACUUAUAAUAAGUACUAUGCAUAAGGUUUAACUUUGAAUUAGAUUUACGGAUUUAUCAUUCCUAAGUAGUAUGAAUACGUAUUAGCUCUGAUUUUCUACUUUUGAAAAAAAGUUUUAGAUCAAAAUUUAUUGUUUAUCAUUCAUAAGUACUCUCAAUAUUUCUCUUUGAAAAAAGGAUGUAUAUCGAUGUUUACCCGUUAUCAUCCAUAAGUUAGUUCAAGCUUUCGCUGUAAUUCUUAAUAGUUCCAACCUCAAGUUUUCGUUCAUUUGUGAGUUCGCAACCUUUGUGGCUCCUUUGAUUCACAGGAUUAACAUGUUGUGUCAUGUACUCAUAUUCUUUAACUGAAAGAGUUUGCCAAAUAAUAUUGCCUCGACCUUUCUGCGCUCCUCUGUUAUUACUCGGCAAUGUGCGCACACUUCCGUUGAAAUACAACCAUAUCGGGUGCUGGUGGUUGAGGUGUUUACUUACCUUAUUGAAAAUUGACCAAUGUAUGUCUGGAUCGAUGCUUAAGUUUUUCUUUCACUUGCUAUAGUUAGUUGGUGAUCCAAAGUAUCGUUGUUCUCGAUUUUGCAUCGUUUCCAAGGUGUUUUGUUUGCUCUAAUUUCUUAUGCUGCUGCAUUUCUCGCCCUUAUUCCUUUUCCGUAUUGUGUUUACCACUAAUCAAUAUAUCAAUAUAUUGAUACAAGUCCUUGACUUUUCUUUACCGUCCGUCACCACUUAGCCCUGGUAAAGGCCCUCUCUCCUGGUACAUCAUACGUAUCAGUGGCGAGCGCAGUAAAAAAUAGAUAAACUAAUGCUAUUGACCACACUGACAUGAGCUUGUCCCCUCUUGUGUCACUUGCAGAUAGGCCCCAUGCAAUGCUCAACACCGGAGUGUUGUGAACUUAAUUGGAAGCAGAAUCGAUACAAGUCCGCGGUACAAUAUUGGAUUGAGCGUGCACUUCCUACUUGGCAUCAGGCUGACAAUAAUAUACGCCAUGACCUUGUACUUUCUGUCUUUUGGUUGGCAGGAAUAAAACAAAGGUUUGCCUACACCACUGAUGAUGCCGCCGCCGCCACUUCGGCUAUCGCAAGACCAUUUUGUCCGCCGCUACAUCAGGCGCAAGAUACUUUCGGCCGCCGCUGCCUCAAGGUUGGGUUGCCAUGUAUAUAUCAGCAAGAAAUGGGCCGGAGGAAGAAACGAAGCAAGCCCAGCAGGCUGCCCAUUUGUCCCAGCCCGCAGCACAAGCAGAUGCACGCCCGCAUCCCGCAGCCCCGCAUUGCUCCCGUCCCCUUUGGUAUCCAUUCCGCACCAAAACCUAGAUGCACGCCGCACCAGCCGCCUCCGGCCGGACGCCGCGCCCUUCCUCAGUAGGCCGCCAACUCUAGCCGCCCUUCCUGCUAGUGGCUGCGCGCCUGCGCCCUGCUGCUUCCACGCCGGCGCCGGCCACGGCGACCAGUCUUAAGCGGCCAGCGCCCAGCGGCAGCAGCUUCGCCGACGGCCGGCGGUGUGCAGGCGUGCACGCUGCGCUGGGGUCUGGAGACGUGCAGCAUAGCAAGCUAGCAGCUGGGAGCUGAGCAGCAGCCUGCAACCACUUUGUUUGGCCGAUUUGUCCAGAGCCUCAAGAGCCUAAGCAUCUCAUGGCGAACAUACAUCCUGACUUCAAGAAGAAGAUGGCUCGUGCAGUGGGCAUAGUUAACUUGGAACUAUCCGACCCUUCUGAAGUUCUGCUCCAAGAUGUGGUCAAGGUGUUGGUGGACAGAACCACUGGUGUUGUGAUGCAAAAAGCAUUCCGCAUCUUGGCCUCCCCACUCCCGGUCGAUUAUAUGGACAAGCCAAUCGCAAGACUCUUCCCCAAUCCUGAUGAUUAUUUUGCCUCGAUCGGGCUUGAUUCAACAAUUGGUUCACCAUUCACUAUCCCCUGGUCCGAGUCUUCUUUGAACGAUGAUGUUCCGUAUAUUAUACAUGCUCGUUACCACCGGUUGGCUGGCCAUUUAGUGCUCCUUGCUUCCUUACCAACAGAUGGCGUUGAGAAUGCUUCAAGAGCCGCACAGUUCAAAAACCAUGUCCUUGAAGAGCUGUGUCAUCUGGCUAUCAAGAGCUCCACGAACCAUGUUGAUUCAUUGUUCCUUCCUCAUCCAAUUUAUGUAUGGGUGGUUCGGGAGAUUGAAGAACUUCAUGCAAAGAAGCAAGCUGCAUUGGGGGGCGGUGGCUCCCACCAAGGAAAGCGCAUCAAGUUUCAGAUUCAACAUCUUGAGGGCUUCUUGACCAACGGCAACCUGAAGUAUGGUUGGAAGCUCUUCUGCUGCAAGCAGGUUAUGUCGAAGUCUCUGGAAGGACUCGAGGAAGUUGUUGAGAAGCUCGAACAGCAGGACGAAAACCUGAAGGAGGUGUACCGAAUCCUUGCCCAUGAGCUUCCGGCAGAGUUCAUGAGCCAACCCAUUGGUGACCUUCUCCCUCAUACCAUCUUGCUGGGCCUCCCGCUGGACAUGGACAAGCCGGUGAGUGUAAAAUUUGGUCCAUAAUUCUGUUGGUCUUGCCUGAUGUUCGCUGUUGUGUUAUCCUGCGGUUUCUUGCUAUCUUUCUGAUUCCAUUUGAUCUGCUUUUGGCACAUGUUUUAUGGUUGCUGAUUGAUGUAAAACUUGAUAGCUCUAGCAUCUCAAUUCUGUAUGCUGUACUGUGUUUUUACGUCUGAAAUGCUUGUGUUCCUCAAA